AUGUCGUUUAUGGGGUUUGCUGUUGUAACGCAUGGACUGCCCUGCAUUGGCCUUACCUACCACUUGCAGUGCCCAUUGAGAUUGAGUACGCUAGAUUACCAAUACCGGCUACACAAGCUCAUGAUUCAUCACACAAGCAAUCUACAAGUUACGUAUAUGUACCGCAUUUGUGUCCCCCGACAUGUCGAAUCCCUCUGGCCCUGCCAAAGUGGGAGGAUUCAAGCUCGGCUCAUGACCAGGGCGCAAUUAUAG
Molecule: messenger RNA, 252 nt
Organism: Morchella sextelata
Lineage: Eukaryota; Fungi; Ascomycota; Pezizomycetes; Pezizales; Morchellaceae
Exons: 5
Coding region: 1-252 (83 amino acids)
Source: RefSeq, a predicted model, not a curated record